Messenger RNA from Drosophila montana, 4177 nucleotides. RefSeq names its product anterior open (gene aop). Gene Ontology annotation, cellular component: nucleus. The record is from RefSeq and is a predicted model, not a curated record. Lineage: Eukaryota; Metazoa; Arthropoda; Insecta; Diptera; Drosophilidae. The coding region runs from base 1380 to 3689 and encodes 769 amino acids. The transcript has 4 exons. Gene Ontology annotation, biological process: cell differentiation; regulation of transcription by RNA polymerase II. Gene Ontology annotation, molecular function: sequence-specific DNA binding; DNA-binding transcription factor activity, RNA polymerase II-specific.
UCACAACGUAAGAAACUUUCGUGGUGAGCGGACGUGUUGCUGCGGAACAAGAAAUCAAAAAAAAAUUUGUUGUACAAUAAUUAUAAUACCGAAUUGUAAUUGUGCAAAAAUAUUCUAAAAAUUAAUUGAAUUCAAUUCAACGCGCGCGCACCAGCAGCAGCAAAAAAUAAAAUAAACAAGUGCAGCAACAACAACAAAAACAACAGCAAUAAUAAUUUUUAAGUUGAAUUUAUCGCUUGACAAAUCAAAACAUAACAAUAAUCCAACGAAAAGUGGAAGAAAAGCCGCCGACGCCGCCGUCGACGAGAACGAGUAACAAAGCAAAGAAUAGCUAAAUAACUGUGUAUGCCAAGUUUUCCUUUUGUGGCUGUUCUCAAAUCAAAAUAUACAAAAACGAAAUAAACAAAAAUUAGGCGAACAGAGCGCAACAAAAAGAAAAAACGACAACAACAAGUAGUGUGCAAGCAAAAGUAAAAAGGAAGCAGUUUUUUAUUGUUGUGUGCUUUCUACUUGUACGCAGCGCAUGUGAACCGUGGGUGAAAAAGGGCCAAAGCAAAGAAACAAGACCAACAACAACAACAACAACGACGACAACAGCAGGGACCAGCACAAGUGCAACGCGCAACGGCUGUGUUUUUGUGUGCGUAUGUGUGUGUGAGGCAGGAAGAGACGGAAGUACUUUGUGCUCUUUGUGGCUGCGGCCUGCUCUUCCUCUAUAACGUCUCCAGCUUGCGCUCGAUUUGUUUUUGUGUUUUGUUAUUUUCUGUGCGCCAUUCCCUUUUGGCGCUGACAUUCGCUUGCAAUGGCAAAUAAGAAAACAUACACAAAACACUUUUAAAGCAAGCGCAGCGCAGCGAUAAAAGCAACGGUCAACACAGGAUUAACGUAACGUACCCUUGGUCCCCAGUCGCAGCUACCAAGUCACUUCACAAUGGCCACUUGACGUCGCGUCGCAGUAGCAGCGAACGACGACGCGUCUCAGCAGAACCAGGAAAUCGGCUGUCGUCGCAGCAGCAGCAGCAGCAGCAAAGUGCAUGCAUUACGUCGCGUGACGUUCGGCUAACGUAACGUUACGUAGUAGUGCUGCAGUUGUAGUUAAGGCGAGCGUCGUCAAAGAAGAAGAAGAACAAGCAGAAGCAACAACACAUUAACAACAAGUGUAACGCGCGUUUUCUGGAUCUGGACAACAUAUCCGCUUCCGCGUUGCGCUGUCGCUGAGAGCUUUAAGCUUAACAGAACGGCAAACAGACAACGGUCAUUACAAUAACAACAACAACAACAACAGCGACCUACGUCACGGCACAGUGGAGCAAAAGCAAACAGAUUAAUCUUAAUCUUGUGGCUUUGCCUUCGAUUAGAACACACACAGCGCGUUUUGCAUGUCCAAAAUGAAAAUGCUUCCAGUACAGCUAUCACUGAAUCCGCUCAAUCCCAGCAUCUGGAGCGAUGUCAUCUGGCGCUGCCCGCCGCCGCCCUCCAGCCAGUUGGCGGAGCUGAAGACCCAGCUGCCGCCGUCGCUGCCAUCGGAUCCGCGUCUGUGGAGCCGCGACGAUGUGCUCGACUUUCUGCGCUUCUGCGUGCGCGAAUUCGAUCUGCCCAAGCUCGACUUUGAUCUCUUCCAAAUGAACGGCAAGGCCCUGUGCCUGCUGACACGCGCCGACUUUGGGCAUCGGUGUCCCGGCGCCGGCGAUGUCCUGCACAAUGUGCUCCAGAUGCUCAUCAUCGAGUCGCACAUGAUGCAAUGGCAUUUGCCCAACAGCCCCGUCACGCCCACCGGCCGAUAUCCGCUGUCCCCGCACAGCCACCCGCCGACGCCCACCUGGCCGCCGCUGAAUGCGCCGCCCGAGAGCAGCAAUCCCUUCCACAGCAACAGCAGCGCCGCAGCCCACAUGGCGGCGCAUCAUUUCAUGGCGCCCAAUUCCGUGACGCUCAGCCCGCCGCCUUCGGUUGACUCGCAGGCCAGCAGUCCGCCCCAGCCGGCGGCCUAUCAAAAUGGCGGCGUUGCCCUCUCCAAUGCUGCUGCAGCCGCCGCCGCCGGCGGCACAACAAACGCAACGACGAGCUCCGCCGCCGCCGCAGCCGGCAGCUCCAGCGGCAGCAGCACGGCCAGCAAUGGCUGCGUCCAGCCCAUGAAGGGCAUCAGCAGUGCCAGCAGCAAUCACUCCGACUCCGAGGAGGAGUACUCCGAGCCGAGCAACAACAACAGCAGCAAGGCGAAUGCUCUGGCAACGGGUCCGCUCUCCUACAGCGCUGGCAGUCCGCCGGGCACGCCCAUACACAAGGACAUGAAGCCCAACUGGACGCAACAGUUGACCAACAGCUUUGUCAACUCCUGGUCACAGCAGCAACAACAACAACAACAACAACAACAGCAACAACAGCAGCAACAACAACAACAACAACAGCAGCAACAAUCGAAGCAGCAGCAGCAGCAGCUGACGCUGGAGAACACGGGCGGCGCGGUGUUGGCGCCGGGCGGAGGCUCCAUUUCGGCUCCAACGACGCCCAGCUACAUGUACAAAGCGAAGCGGGAAUUCUUUCCCGAGAACUCGGAGCCGAAUACAAAUGGCCGCCUCCUGUGGGACUUUCUGCAGCAGCUGUUGAACGACCGCAACCAGAAGUACAGUGAUUUGAUUGCCUGGAAGUGCCGCGACACGGGCGUCUUCAAGAUCGUGGAUCCCGCCGGGCUGGCCAAGCUGUGGGGCAUCCAGAAGAACCACCUGUCGAUGAACUACGACAAGAUGUCGCGCGCCCUGCGCUACUAUUACCGCGUCAACAUCCUGCGCAAGGUGCAGGGCGAGCGGCAUUGCUAUCAGUUUCUGCGCAAUCCCACGGAGCUGAAGAACAUCAAGAACAUAUCCCAGCUGCGCCAGACGACAACGCCUGUGGUGGGACCAGGUGGACCAGGUGGAGGCGCUGCCGGUGGUGCGCCAGGCACGCCCAAUCAGGCGGGCAGCCAGGCGCCCGGCAGUCCCAGCUGGACGCAGCAGCAACAACAACAGCAGCAGCAACAGCAGCAGCAGCAACAACUGCAGCAGUCGCCGCAGCGCCCGGCGUCGAGAAACGGGCCCAACAUGUCGCUGCCGACCGCGGCGGCUGUUGCAGCGGCCGCGGCCGCCGCGUACGGACCGCAGCCGACGUCGCCGCUCUUCAUGCACGCCUUUCACUAUCUGUCCGCCAAUGCGGCGGCCGCGGCAGCUGCCACAGCUGCACAGCCGCCCGGCUCGCCGGCGGGAGUGCAGUGCCUGACGCCCGGUGCGCCCGUCUCCGCGCCCGGGGACAAAUUCCAAUUUCAUCCGCUGAAGCUGGAGAACGGCGACAGCGCUGGCGAGGAUCUGAAGCCGACCGAUCUGAGCGUGAGCAGCAAAAGCGCCGCCAGCAGCAGCAGCGGCAGCAAUAGCCACAACAACGAGGAUUGCUAUCCGCUCAUACGCAAUGCGGACGGCCUGACCACCAUCAAGCUGAUACGCUACAACGACCAGCCGGAGCUAAAGACGGAGGCAACAGAGCAGGGAGCUGCUGGUGGAGCACCAGGCAGCAGCAGCAGCGCCACCGGCUCGCCCAGGCCCAUGGAUGCAGUCGAGCGGGAACGGGAGCGGGAGAGGGAACGGGAGCAGCAGUCGCAGCCUGUGCCCAUGGACAGCGAAUGCAAUGGCAGCGAGGAGGCGGCAUUUAGGCAUAUGCAUUAGGCUCUGCAACACGCACAACAACACACCCACCCACACCAACACACACACACAUGCACUAUGACAAUCAGCCACACACCGACACACACCCGCAACUUUACCUGAGCAAUAAAUGCAGCUGCCUUUGGGACCAGCCAACAGCAACAACAACAACAACAACAAUAUACACACACACUCUCAUUACCUUUUGUACAUACCAACACACACACACACCGGCACACCCUUUGUGUGUGUUAAUUAGCGCCUAGUUUUUGUCUGUCAUUUUAAAAGGCAGCCUUAAAUAUUUAAUUUAAAUACAUAUUUUAACAUUUAAAUCUAUGCAUAAGCUACACACACACCCACACACACACACACACACACACAUGUGUAAUUUGUUUAUACUUAAGUAGUUCUUCAUUUUUGGAUCGGCGCAGCGCAGCCUUCAACGAUUUACAGAGUUAUGUGCCAAUUUUUCUACAUAAUACAACUAAGCUUAACAAUUAUUAAAUUUA